AUGGCUUCUUUUCCAAUGAUCGCGUUGAUUGUCGGCGGGCUUCUGCAUGCCUGCAACAUCGCAAGAGGCGUUCCGGACACGACCCUGGUGCAGAAGACGUGCAACGGAGAGAAAAACGAGAAUCCGAGCGCGUACUGCUACAAUGUCCAGAACGUCGUCAGCGAUUGGUGCUCGAACACACCCUCUCAUGGCUACGACUACUACGACCAGUUCUCGUUCGGUGGUAGACCUUGUUAUGGACAUGGGUCGUGCAACGGUGGCCUCACGAACGAAGAUUGCAGCGAAUGUCUGGUACAAGAUUAUUACAUGAUGAGGAAGAUGUGUGAUUUGACCAUAGGGGUUCAAUUCGAGCUUAAGGAUUGUAGAUUGCGAUACGAAAAUUACUAUUUCGUGGAAUAA
Messenger RNA from Rhodamnia argentea, 399 nucleotides. RefSeq names its product antifungal protein ginkbilobin-like protein. The record is from RefSeq and is a predicted model, not a curated record. NCBI's taxonomy places the organism in Eukaryota, Viridiplantae, Streptophyta, Magnoliopsida, Myrtales, Myrtaceae. The transcript has a single exon. Gene Ontology annotation, cellular component: plasmodesma. The coding region runs from base 1 to 399 and encodes 132 amino acids.